AUGGCCUCCCCCGACGCCCGCGCGUUCCUCCGACGUCUCCAGGGAUGCGAUCGAAACGACGUGUGCGCCGAUUGCGAGACGAAGAACCCGCAGUGGGCGAGCGUGAGCCACGGGAGUUUUAUCUGCCUCGAGUGCAGUGGCAUCCAUCGGUCGCUGGGCGUGCACGUCUCCUUCGUGCGAAGCGUCGGGAUGGACUCGUGGAGCGAGGCGCAGUUGAAAAAGAUGAGCGCCGGUGGGAACGGGACGCUGAAUGCGUUUUUGGCGCGACACGGAAUUGAAAAAUCGUGCGACGUGGCGAGUAAAUACAACUCGGCGGCGGCGGCGGCGUUCCGGGACAAGGUCAAGACGGAAUCGGAGGGCGGACGAUGGAUCGAACCGAAGAACAUCGAGCGUGGGGUGAAAAACGUGGACGGUGGCGCGGCGAAAAUGGGAGGGGCGGCGAUGGGGGGACGCGGCGGCGGCGACGACUGGGGCUGGGGCGAAGGCGGAACGAACGCGCCUCGAGCGAGGCCGGGACAGGAGUAUACGCAGGCGGAUUACAUGCGCAGCGCUUCGAAUAAAGAUGCGUUCUUUGCGAAGCAGCAGGCGCUGAACGCGAGUAAGCCAGAGGGAUUACAUCCGAGUCAGGGCGGCAAGUACGUCGGGUUCGGAUCGGGCGGCGGCGCGCCGCCGAGGAGGGAGGAUGACAUCGACGCCAUCAUCGGUCAGGUGACCAAUGUGACCUCUAAGCUGGGACAGUUCACGAUGAGCGCGGCGAAUCGCGCGGCGCAGGCGACGUCGUCCAUCGUGAGCAACAUUUCCGAUGGCGAUUACGACGCGCUGCAGCAUCGCGCCAAGCACACGGCGACCGCGGCGGCGAGCAAGGCCUCGGAACUCGCUCAGACGGGUUGGAGUUUCUUCAAGACUGCGUCACAGCAGGCUAUGAAAUCGUUCGAGACGCUGACGAGCGACAUUCCUACGACGGGAUUCGACGACGGGUCCUCCGGGCGGCGCAGCGGCGACGUUGGCUGGAACAACGGCGGAAACGGCUGGAACGGCGGAGACGACGAAUAUCGCGGUGAUCCCAUCGCGGCGCAACGAGAUGAUUUUUUCGCUCGAAAGCAAGCGGAGAACGCGGGUAGACCUGCGAAUCUUCCACCUUCACAGGGCGGCAAGUACGCCGGUUUCGGAAGCCAAUCGAGCUUCCAAUCGGCGCAGUCGCAACCGCAGUCGCAACGAAGUUUCAGUCGGUCGCAGAGUUACAGUCAGCCGCCUCCGCGACAGGCGAGUGGACAUUCGAGUCGACACUCCUCGCGACCGCCCUCGAGGUCGGCCUCGGUGCACGACGAGUGGGGCGUCUCCGACAGCGAGGACCAACCGGCGAGCUCAAAAAAGUCGGCAGAAGAAGACGACUGGGGCGACGCCGAUUGGGGAACGUAG
Messenger RNA from Ostreococcus tauri, 1419 nucleotides. RefSeq names its product Arf GTPase activating protein. The transcript has a single exon. Gene Ontology annotation, biological process: vesicle-mediated transport. The coding region runs from base 1 to 1419 and encodes 472 amino acids. Lineage: Eukaryota; Viridiplantae; Chlorophyta; Mamiellophyceae; Mamiellales; Bathycoccaceae. The record is from RefSeq and is a predicted model, not a curated record. Gene Ontology annotation, molecular function: GTPase activator activity.